Messenger RNA from Diorhabda sublineata, 924 nucleotides. Its product is annotated as FERM domain-containing protein 3-like. NCBI's taxonomy places the organism in Eukaryota, Metazoa, Arthropoda, Insecta, Coleoptera, Chrysomelidae. Bases 1 to 924 code for a protein of 307 amino acids. The transcript is spliced from 2 exons. Gene Ontology annotation, cellular component: cytoskeleton. The record is from RefSeq and is a predicted model, not a curated record.
AUGACAACAGUAGUUUCGAAAACGGGCAUAGAAGUACUGUACCCAUGCACAAUCCAUCUCCUCACCAACGGUGCCAAAGUGGAAUGCGAGUAUAGAUCGGAGCAAAUCGGAAAGGAUCUACUAGAUUAUAUCUGUGAGUACUUAAACCUAGAAGAAAAAAACUUCUGGGGACUUAGAUUCGUAGACGUUUACGAACAGAGACAUUGGUUGGAACCGAAUAAGUUGAUUAGAUCGCAAGUGAAAAAUUCAUGUCCUGUACAUUUUCACUUCAGAGUUAAGAUAUAUCCACCGGAACCUUUUAAAUUGUUUGACGAAGAAGCGAAAUAUCAAAUUUUUAUGCAGUUGAGAUUCGAUUUGAUAAGCGGGAGGUUGAAAUGCGGCUCCACCGAUUCGGCUAUGCUCAUAGGGUUGAUCCUCCAAUACACGUACGGUGAUUACGAUCCCACUGUUCAUUUCGGUAACUAUGUACAAGAAAAAAUCCUCCUCAAUCAAACUUUCAAUAUAGAAAUGAGAGCUAUAGCGGUCCACAAGAGCCAUCUGAGAGGUCUGAGUAUGGACCAAACGCAAGAUUUAUUUUUACGCAUGGCUAGCCAAUUAGAAACUUAUGGGAUAGACCCACACCAAGUUGAGGAUAGUUAUGGGAAUAAAUUGACGUUAUGGAUCAACCAUGAAGGCAUGAAAACUUAUAAUAAAGGCGAAGAAGUUGACAAGUACGAAUGGAUGUCGAUAUCUGAUAUCGAUCAAGAAGAUAAGAAAAUCGAGUUAAAUUUAGUUUCUGGGGAUUCGGUGACUUUGCAUUGUCUCACAGAUAGCGAGUGUCUUUAUAUAUUUCAAGAAAUUCAAAGCUAUUUUUCUUAUUUUACGACGUUUGGUGCUCACUCGACGUUGGGACAAAUUGAUAAUGAAAUACUAAAAGCUAAAUGA